Monopterus albus (swamp eel) is the source of this 3425-nucleotide messenger RNA. Its product is annotated as probable G-protein coupled receptor 149. The record is from RefSeq and is a predicted model, not a curated record. NCBI's taxonomy places the organism in Eukaryota, Metazoa, Chordata, Actinopteri, Synbranchiformes, Synbranchidae. Gene Ontology annotation, biological process: neuropeptide signaling pathway. Gene Ontology annotation, molecular function: G protein-coupled receptor activity; neuropeptide binding. Bases 348 to 2636 code for a protein of 762 amino acids. The transcript has 5 exons. Gene Ontology annotation, cellular component: plasma membrane; neuron projection.
ACCGCCGUGAGAGGAAAAGGUGAUGACGACAGCGCGUAAAUCGGCAGCUGGAAACAUCAGAUGCCCUGGUUGCGCGAUUUGAACGGUGAACACAAGUGGCUGCCAGCUCAGUACCCGGCGGCUCCACAUUCAAGGGAUCGGAAAGCCUUGAUUAAGCGUGCGCUCCUAUUUGGAUCCGAGAAGGAUGUUGCGCUAUGUCUCGCUCAUCAUUCCCACUGUCUGAUUUUUAUGGGAUGCGGCUCCGUGCGAUCUUCACAUCUUUGCAGCACGAUAAACUUCACAAGCUAAUGAGUCAGAUCUGACUAAUAAAAAGUGCCGGAGGAGACAGAGAAGUUAAUACACUGAAAAUGUCCACAACGCACCCAAGCUCCCCGACGCCCAAACAGAGCUACCUUUCCACGGCCCCCUACGCGAAGACAGACCCUUCGGAGGUGAAGAGGCAAAUUCACCUGCUGCUUUUCGGCUUGUGCGUAACCAUCGCCGCUGCUACCUUUGUAGGAGGUGUGUUUUCACUGCUGUCUCUCCUCCGGAUGAGAAGAAAAACCUCCCUAUGUCUCAUUGUGGCUUCCUUGUCGGUGGACGACCUGCUCAGCGUGGUCCCCCUCUCCUUGUUCAUGCUUCUUCAGUGGGAGACGGAUGGAGGUGGAGGAUCGGGCAGUCUAUGCACCCUGUCUGGACUACUGUAUGUGUUCCAGGGUGUUUCUAGCAAUUUGAAGUCUUGCCUUAUAGCAGCCUACACUUUUUAUGUCACCAAGAGAUUUGGAGUUCUUCAGUCUGUUCGCCGGCCCCUAAGAGUGAUGUGGGCCAUUGCCGCUGUGUGGGCGGUCAGCCUGGCCGUCAGUGUGCUGCCUUUGUGCGGAUGGGGCAGCUUCACUCCAGCAUCUCUCGGGUGUUUCCCAGAGAGCGACAGCUUUUACAUCCUGCUGCUUUUCUCUUUAUAUUGUCUUUGUUUCUGCGGCUUGUUGUUUUUCUUUAUCCCUCUCACCUACCAGCUGCUGUGCUCCAGAGAACCCCAGAGGACUUUACUCUACCCCAGUUAUUUGGAGAUGCCCCGGGGACUGAGUGGUUCUGCUCCUCUUUGUGAUCUUCAGUCCUUUUCCCGGGACAGCUUGAACAAAAGUGUCGGUGACUACAACGAACUGAGCCCAAGUUCAUGCGGGACAAAGCUCAGGGAGAAAGAGGACAGCGGUCUGUCCCCAGUGUCUGCCAGCGGCCAGAGGAUAGCUGCUGUGGGGGACACACCAGUGGUGUUUGCACAAAAGCGCUUCUCCAUGAUCCUGGCGGUUGUCCGCGUUAUUUUGUGGAUGCCAAUGAUGACUUUGGUGCUUGUGCGCCAUGCAGUGAAUGCACGCAGCUCAUCCCUGGAGACUCUGAGCUUCUUUCUCACUCUCCUUGCCCCUGCGGUCACGCCGUUAUUCGUGUUGUCUGAGCGCUGGAUUCACAUGCCAUGUGGCUGCUUCAUUAACUGUAACCGUGAUCCAGUGCAGGAACCCUCAGUGAUGAAAAGAAGAUUUGAGUUCAACCUUUCCUUCCAACAAGGCUGUGGAGUAUACAAGUUGUCACAUGCCACUAUGUCUCACAACAUUCCUCCCCUUGAGAAGCCUGCCUAUCACAGCCUCUUUAACUGUGACUUCCCUAAUACCCGCCUUGAUGUACUAGAAAGUAGCAGGCUUUCUAGCCUGGGGCCCAGUUUCGAUUUCAGCACCACGUGCCCAGUGGACAGCUCCUCUCAUGCAGACCUGUUGGAAGAAGUCCCUGGCGGAGGAGAGGCGCUGGCUGACUGUCCUCCAUUUCCCAAUGAGAACCAUGGAGAUGAUGACAGGUUCCGCUGUAUCCCUUCUUUGUCUUCUCAUCAGCAGGAGCAGGAUCACAAUCUCACUGACACAUCAUCGGUGUUUGAGGGGCCCGAGAGGAGGCUAUCACAUGAGGAAUGUCGGAAAAUCGAGCUGACAGACUGGGAGUGGUGCAGGAGUAAAUCAGAGAGAACACCCAGACAGCGGUCAUCGGGUGGUCUGUCAAUCCCCCUGUGUGCCUUUCAGGGCACCGUAUCUUUGCAAGCACCUACAGGAAAGACUCUCUCUCUUUCCACCUAUGAGGUCAGCAGUGACGGACUCAAAAUCUCCCCAAACAAUGCCAAGAAGGUGGAAGUGUAUCGCUCCAAGUCAGUUGGCCAUGAGCCCAGUGCAGACGAGACAGCAUCGGGAGGCCAAGCUGGAGAUGUGAACAUCAUGGAGAUUGGAAUGGGGAUGGGUAUAGGGGCUGGCAUGGGGGAUACUAAUGUCAAGAUCCACCUUGAGGUUCUGGAAAUCUGUGACAAUGAGGAGGCCAUGGACAGCGUCUCCAUCAUCUCAAACAUCAGCCAGUCAUCGACCCACGCUCGCUCGCCAUCAUUGCGCUACUCACGCAGGGAGAACCGCUUUGUCUCCUGCGACUUGGGUGAGACGGCUUCCUACUCUCUGCUCAUCCCCAGCAGUGGCAACACCGAGACAGAGACCAUCAAUAUCACCAUACCCGACACUGUGGAGGCCCACCGGCAGAACAGCCGACGACAGACGCAGGAGAGCUCGGGAUAUCAUGAGGAGAUACAGCUGCUCAAUGAAGCCUAUAGAAAGCAGGCCGGUGAUAGGGAAGAGUGAGACACAUACAGGACAGCACAAAAGGUGACUUUCAAGAGGAGGCUUAAAGAAAACUCCUUACAAGGAAGGACGAAAGACAAUUUUCCUACUCAUUCCACAUUUGCUUCUUUCUGAUCACCACUCUGACAGAACUGCCAUGAGACCAAAUAGAGACUUCACUUACUCUUGUACCUCCUCUUCAGAUUGCAUCACAAGAGCACAUGCAUCACCUGUUUAUAGAGUACACAGGGAUAGUUUAGCCUGUAAAAGAACAGACUGUAGUGAAUCAGGCAAACGUGAGAUAGAGACAGAAGCAAAGAGUGGGGUGUGGGUAGGAGGGGUGUAGGAGAGAGAAACAGUAUUCCAGCAGAGCAUCUGUAUUCCUGCCAUGACUUUCACCAUGCAGUAUGCCAUGUUGUCAUCAUAAAAUAGAUUCAGGUUGAGAGAAAUGUGUUGAAAAAUGUUGGAAAUGUGGUGCUGAGGUCUGGUCACAUGUCUGAUAUAGCGCUGCUCCGGUUGAUUACAUCACUGGUGACGCACCUGUGAAGGGAGGGGUCACCUGACCCAUGGGUCUGACUCAUCGCAGUGUGUGUGUUAUCAUGCAUUUUUGUGUGUGAGAAGUAACCCUGCCCAUAAAGAUGAGGGUAAUGGUUUGCAGCAUCAACUACCAAAAGUAUUUAUUUGUUUCCCCUGUAUAUGUAAUUCUUUUAAUUUGGGUGUGUUUUCUUUGCGCCACCAGCUGCCACGUCACGUAUUACAUAAUCAGUGUCACUGCUAUCAAAUUAGUGAGAGAGAGACCACUAUCCGGGG